Rhagoletis pomonella (apple maggot) is the source of this 1719-nucleotide messenger RNA. Its product is annotated as ras-related protein RabX-like. Gene Ontology annotation, cellular component: extracellular matrix. The record is from RefSeq and is a predicted model, not a curated record. NCBI's taxonomy places the organism in Eukaryota, Metazoa, Arthropoda, Insecta, Diptera, Tephritidae. Bases 1 to 1719 code for a protein of 572 amino acids. The transcript has 5 exons.
AUGGAAACGCUACCUGUAAUGCAUGUCGCCUCUGUUUUUGGUGAUGCUGGAACUGCGGUAUCACAUUCAUCUGCCAUUUCUACCACUACAGUCGCUGCUGCAAUGCCAGUUGCGGCUAACAUUGGAUCUACACUACAAACGUCAUCUGCACUGAAUUCUUUCUCUGCUACUGCUGUUAAUAACAGCAAUUCGUGUACUUCCGCUUUUAAUUUUCGGAUUACCAACUUCUGUGAGUUGAAUAAUGCACUUAGCGAUAUUAACUGGGCUAAUAUUCUUUCAACAAAUGAUAAUAAACGUAAUAAAUAUCAUAAACUGUAUAAGGCCAACACUGCGAAUGCUGUUCUCAGGGAUCAGUAUAUGAAUUAUGUUAAUCAAUUUAAUGUGCUGGAUAAGUUUCUUUAUAAUCGUUAUAUUGGUAAACUGGAAGCUGAGCUUAAAGUAAAUCCUAAGGCUUUUUGGAAUUUUAUUCGCUCUAAGCGUGGGUCUUCCAACAUACCGGCUUUUGAAUUCUUUGCUGAGUUCUUCAAAUCAAACUUUUAUAGUGAGGCUGAUAACCCGAAUAACUCUAACGCUCGCUCGAAGUUAUCAGAACGCAUUGAUUUUGGUUCCCUCACAAGCACAGAAUUGGAUGUUAGCACUUCUAUGUCCACGCUUAAACCUUCGCUAAAAUGCGAUAGUGAUGGGCUCUGCGCCUAUUUUGCUUUCCUCACUUGCGUGGCGGUGUUUGGUUUUUUGGGGUCCGCUUCUGCCGAAUUCAACUACAAUCCAAACCUUUACACCAAUAACAACAAUGAUGUUGGAACUAAUAACAUAAAAAGUUAUAGCGAUAACGACCAACAGCCAGCAAACAGCUACAACGUCCCACUGAAAGCUUUAAACGGCUUUCGUAACAAUGCACCGACGCAACAGCAACAGCUUCCUGUAAAUGGCUACAACUACAACCCUAACUCCGUGCAACAGCUACUGCUUAAUAACUAUAAUAAUAAUGCAUCUCAACAACUGCAGUGGCAACAACAACAACAGCAGCCAACACAGCAACCACAGCGCAAUGACAAUUCAUAUAGCAGCGGCACUCGUACGCAAUCCAAUAAUGGUGUACCCGCACCUGCUGGCUAUGACUACACCCCAAAAAACUAUGAAGCUCUUUCCUCGUCCUCAUCAUCUUCAGGAUCUGUUCUUACUACUUCGACAAACAUUGACACAUCAUUCAGUUCGAAUGCGCAGCAAAGGUUAGCUCCCGAGGUCGUUCCAGUUGAGGAAUAUAACCCACCAGCCAAAUACGAUUACAGGUACAAUGUACACGAUGAAUACACUGGUGACAUCAAGUCGCACAAUGAAGCUCGUGAUGGUUACUUUAUUCAGGGAUCAUACAGUGUUGUAGACCCUGAUGGUUUCCAGCGCACCGUCAGCUAUACCGUCGAUGGACCGAGCGGCUUCAAUGCUGUCGUCAAUCGUGUGCCCUUCGCAUUGAAGCCUAUAGUGUCCGCUGUAGCUUUAAGUGCUCCAUCCUCGUCAGCCGCUCCAAUUUCUAAAAUAUCUGAGCUACCCCUUACCGACAGUGUUCUGUUGCAGCAGUCUUCUGCUGCUUCAGGGUCCUCGACAUCCGUUUCUGAAAAGGAGCGUGUAGAUGACUCAGACUCCGAUUCGCCAGUGGAGCCUCGUGACAGCUACGGUUCGCCCCCAGCCGACACUCGUGAUGGCAAAGGGCCAUACCCAUAA